AGCGAAGUCGAGGAGGGAUGGAGAGCGGGCCGCCCGGGUUGCAAGAGCACCGGCGCGGGGCGUAGGCGGGCGAGAGGCGGGCGUGAGGCGGGCGCUCGGGCACGAGAAGUGUGCGGGCGCAGGAGCACUUUGCGAUAGGAUGAGGCUCUUGGCUGGCGCGCGGUAGUACUAUGAUUUGGUAUGUGGCCACUUUGAUAGCAAGUGUGAUCAGCACCCGAGGUCUUGCGGCUCAAGGCGCCCACGGCCUGCGAGAGGAGCCUGAAUUUGUGACCGCGCGAGCUGGCGAGGGUGUGGUCCUGCGAUGCGACGUGAUCCACCCGGUGACGGGACAGCCCCCGCCCUAUGUCGUAGAGUGGUUCAAGUUUGGGGUCCCCAUCCCUAUCUUCAUCAAGUUUGGCUACUACCCUCCCCACGUGGACCCUGAGUAUGCAGGCCGGGCCAGUCUUCAUGAUAAAGCAUCCCUGCGGCUGGAGCAGGUUCGCUCUGAGGACCAGGGCUGGUACGAGUGCAAAGUGCUCAUGUUGGACCAGCAGUAUGACACCUUUCACAACGGCAGCUGGGUCCACCUCACCAUCAAUGCCCCUCCCACCUUUACAGAAACACCCCCCCAGUACAUCGAGGCCAAGGAGGGUGGCAGUAUUACCAUGACCUGCACAGCUUUUGGGAACCCCAAGCCCAUUGUUACCUGGCUCAAGGAGGGGACGCUCCUCGGUGCUAGUGGAAAGUACCAGGUGAGUGAUGGUAGCCUGACAGUGACAUCGGUCAGUCGAGAAGACAGAGGCGCCUACACCUGUCGAGCGUACAGCAUCCAGGGCGAGGCUGUCCACACGACCCACCUGCUUGUCCAAGGGCCUCCUUUCAUCGUUUCCCCUCCCGAGAACAUCACCGUCAACAUAUCCCAGGAUGCUCUGCUCACCUGCCGUGCAGAGGCGUAUCCCGGCAACCUCACCUACACCUGGUACUGGCAGGAUGAGAACGUCUACUUUCAGAAUGACCUGAAGCUGAGGGUGCGGAUCCUGAUUGAUGGGACCCUGAUCAUCUUCCGGGUGAAACCAGAGGAUGCGGGGAAGUACACCUGUGUCCCUAGCAACAGUCUGGGGCGCUCCCCCUCUGCCUCGGCAUACCUGACGGUGCAGUACCCAGCCCGUGUCCUCAACAUGCCCCCUGUAAUUUAUGUGCCCGUGGGAAUCCAUGGCUAUAUCCGCUGCCCUGUGGACGCAGAGCCACCGGCCACCGUGGUCAAGUGGAACAAGGACGGCCGCCCCCUGCAGGUCGAGAAGAACCUAGGUUGGACCUUGAUGGAGGAUGGUUCUAUUCGAAUUGAGGAGGCCACAGAGGAGGCUCUUGGCACUUAUACCUGUGUGCCUUACAACACCCUGGGGACCAUGGGCCAGUCUGCUCCCGCGCGGCUUGUCCUGAAGGAUCCCCCGUAUUUUACGGUGCUACCAGGUUGGGAGUACAGGCAAGAGGCUGGCCGGGAGCUGCUCAUCCCCUGUGCGGCUGCCGGGGACCCCUUCCCCGUCAUCACAUGGAGAAAGGUAGGGAAGCCCAGUAGAAGCAAGCACAAUGCCCUGCCCAGCGGGAGUCUCCAGUUCCGCGCCCUGAGUAAGGAGGACCACGGGGAGUGGGAAUGUGUCGCCACCAACGUGGUCACAAGCAUCACUGCCAGCACCCACCUCACCGUCAUCGGCACCAGCCCCCACGCCCCGGGCAGUGUCCGGGUCCAGGUCUCCAUGACAACUGCCAACGUGUCCUGGGAGCCCGGCUAUGACGGAGGAUACGAGCAGACAUUCUCAGUUUGGAUGAAGCGGGCACAGUUUGGGCCCCAUGACUGGCUAUCCUUGCCAGUGCCGCCGGGACCCAGUUGGCUGCUGGUGGACACCCUGGAGCCUGAGACAGCAUACCAGUUCAGUGUCCUGGCUCAGAACAAGCUGGGAACCAGCGCCUUCAGUGAGGUGGUCACUGUGAACACUUUAGCAUUCCCUAUUACAACUCCAGAACCCCUGGUGCUGGUCACCCCACCGAGGUGCCUCAUAGCCAACCGGACUCAGCAGGGUGUGCUCCUGUCCUGGCUCCCCCCCGCCAACCACAGCUUUCCCAUUGACCGCUACAUCAUGGAGUUCCGCGUCGGGGAGCGCUGGGAGAUGCUGGACGAUGCCAUCCCAGGCACCGAUGGGGACUUCUUUGCCAAGGAUCUGUCACAGGACACCUGGUACGAGUUCCGGGUUCUGGCCGUCAUGCAGGAUCUGAUCAGCGAGCCCAGCAACAUCGCCGGUGUCUCCAGCACAGACAUCUUCCCGCAGCCGGACCUGACUGAGGAUGGGCUGGCACGGCCCGUGCUGGCCGGAAUCGUGGCCACCAUCUGCUUUUUGGCAGCUGCCAUCCUGUUCAGCACCCUGGCCGCCUGCUUUGUCAACAAGCAGCGCAAGCGUAAGCUCAAGCGCAAAAAAGACCCUCCACUCUCUAUCACUCACUGCCGGAAGAGCCUUGAGUCGCCCUUGUCCUCUGGCAAGGUGAGCCCCGAGAGCAUCCGCACACUCCGGGCCCCAUCAGAGUCUUCCGAUGACCAGGGCCAACCCGCGGCCAAGAGGAUGCUGAGUCCCACCCGGGAGAAGGAGCUGUCCUUGUACAAGAAGACCAAGAGGGCCAUCAGCGGCAAGAAGUACAGCGUGGCCAAGGCUGAGGCCGAGGCGGAGGCCACCACCCCCAUCGAGCUCAUCAGCAGAGGCCCCGACGGCCGUUUUGUGAUGGACCCUGCCGAGGUGGAGCCCUCGCUGAGGACCAGGCGCAUUGAGGGCUUCCCCUUUGCCGAAGAGACAGACAUGUACCCCGAGUUCCGCCAGUCGGACGAGGAGAACGAGGACCCGCUGGUGCCCACAUCUGUGGCCGCCCUGAAGUCCCAGUUGACUCCUCUGUCGUCUAGCCAGGAGUCCUACCUGCCACCACCAGCAUACAGCCCUCGGUUCCAGCCCCGUGGGCUGGAGGGCCCCGGCGGCCUGGAAGGUCGACUCCAGGCCACGGGCCAGGCCAGGCCCCCCGCCCCCCGGCCCUUCCACCACAGCCAGUACUAUGGGUACCUCAGCAGCAGCAGCCCUGGGGAGGUGGAGCCGCCCCCGUUCUACGUGCCAGAAGUGGGCAGCCCCCUGAGCUCCGUCAUGUCGUCCCCACCCUUGCAUACCGAGGGGCCUUUUGGCCACCCCACCAUCCCCGAGGAGAACGGAGAGAAUGCGUCUAACAGCACACUGCCCUUGACUCAGACGCCAACAGGAGGGCGCUCCCCUGAGCCCUGGGGCCGGCCGGAAUUCCCGUUUGGGGGCCUGGAAACCCCAGCCAUGAUGUUCCCCCCUCAGUUGCACCCCUGCGAUGUGGCCGAGAGUCUGCAGCCCAAGGCUGGCCUCCCCCGAGGACUGCCCCCCACCUCCCUCCAGGUGCCCGCAGCCUACCCAGGCAUCCUGUCUCUGGAGGCACCAAAGGGAUGGGCGGGCAAGUCGCCUGGCAGGGGUCCCGUCCCAGUGCCCCCGGCCGCCAAGUGGCAGGACAGACCUAUGCAACCUCUGGUGAGCCAAGGGCAGCUAAGACAUACCAGCCAAGGUAUGGGCAUACCCGUGUUGCCUUACCCCGAGCCGGCUGAGCCGGGGGGGCAUGGCGGCCCCAGCACAUUUGGCCUGGAUACCCGGUGGUACGAGCCCCGGCCCCGGCCCAGCCCCCGGCAGGCCAGGCGCGCCGAGCCCAGUUUACAUCAAGUGGUGCUACAGCCCUCCCGGCUCUCACCUCUGACCCAAAGUCCCCUCAGUUCCCGCACCGGCUCCCCUGAGCUUGCUGCUCGUGCCCGGCCCCGCCCGGGCCUCCUGCAGCAGGCGGAGAUGUCGGAGAUCACUCUGCAGCCACCGGCCGCAGUCAGCUUCUCUCGAAAGUCCACGCCGUCCACAGGCUCCCCUUCCCAGAGCAGCCGCAGUGGGAGCCCCAGCUACCGACCUGCCAUGGGCUUCACCACCCUGGCCACGGGCUACCCUUCCCCUCCGCCGGGCCCCGCUCCUGCUGGGCCUGGGGACAGCUUGGACGUGUUUGGACAGACGCCUUCCCCCCGAAGGAUGGGGGAGGAGCUGCUCCGACCAGAGCCCCCACCACCCACGUUACCACCUUCAGGAACACUUCCACCUGCACCCGGGAAUGCUGCUGCACCUGAGAGGCUGGAGGCUCUGAAAUACCAACGGAUAAAGAAGCCCAAAAAGUCAUCCAAGGGCUCUUCGAAGUCAAAGAAACGAUCCGACGGUUCUGCCUCCCAGGCUCAGCAGCCUCCCAACUCUCAGGUUCUGUGGCCCGACGAAGCUGUCUGCCUCCGAAAGAAGAAGAGACACUCUCGUCCUGACCCCUUUGCCCGGCUCUCGGACUUGUGCCACCGCCAGCUUCCAGAGGACCAGACGGCGAUUCUCAACAGCGUGGACCACGAUGACCCAGGCCAUGCCACUCUGCUGUGACUCGGCCUCACCCUAGGUGUCCCCCAGGCGGGCUCGGGCAGGGGGGGCACCACAGGGGGACAUGUCCUCCUCCGCCCACCAAGGUUGGCCCAGACCGUCAUUCUGCGUGCCCUCUCUCUUGCCGGAGCAGGAGUGUCCCUCCAGAUCCUGGCCAAUCAGCCUCAUCUUUGGGAUGAAGGGCUGGGGCAGACCUUCCACCUUGGGUCAAGGUCAGGAAGUGAAUUGGGGACAGGAGAUAUCCGUCUCCUCCGUUCCUCCCUCUGCUUCACUAGAUUAAUGUUUUCUCAUCUCUUCCAAUGUCUUUGGAAGUGAAGAAGAGGAAAGAAAUGGCUUUUACUGGUCUCUGCUUCUGUUUCAGUUUUCCAGGUUCUGGAAGAGGGCUGGGCUCCCAUCCCAUCUUCCAAGCUCCACAUAUAUAUAGAUAUAGAUACAAAAGCAUAU
Molecule: messenger RNA, 4919 nt
Organism: Carlito syrichta (Philippine tarsier)
Lineage: Eukaryota; Metazoa; Chordata; Mammalia; Primates; Tarsiidae
Gene: IGSF9B
Product: immunoglobulin superfamily member 9B
Exons: 20
Coding region: 171-4478 (1435 amino acids)
Biological process (GO): cell-cell adhesion
Molecular function (GO): protein binding
Source: RefSeq, a predicted model, not a curated record